Messenger RNA from Stereum hirsutum FP-91666 SS1, 2070 nucleotides. RefSeq lists its product as uncharacterized. The record is from RefSeq and is a predicted model, not a curated record. The coding region runs from base 1 to 2070 and encodes 689 amino acids. NCBI's taxonomy places the organism in Eukaryota, Fungi, Basidiomycota, Agaricomycetes, Russulales, Stereaceae. The transcript has 4 exons.
AUGUGGAUCCAAUUUUGUAUUAUUAUACAGCACUAUCAGCCUUCACCACAUUCCGAGGUUUCACAAAUGGAACAACGCGUCCCCAGCCAACGAUCUUUCAGGCUAAGGCCUGCAAUAUUCCCGCCAACUGACACUACACCACCAAAUAUUGAUUAUCGUUCUGAAUCCGACAGUGACGACGAUGGGCAUUAUUUGCCAGAUCCGAAUGCAAGACUCCGCCACGAGCGACCCCACGCGGGCAGCCAGCUUGAGCAACCCGGCUCGCCGGACACAACCCAACAAGCUGCAAUGCAGCGACCAUCUGGGUAUGAAGAAAGGGAACUAAUAGGGUCGGAAGGACAAUCACAUAGUUUCACCGGUAUCCAAACCAUGCCAAUGCACUCAGCCAACCUCAAUCGGACUUCUGCUCUACGCUCAACCAUGCGCUCUCCGGACUUCUCUCCCACCGUUGACCGUCCUACAACCACUGUUUCAUCUGAACUCGUGAAUAGGUCCCCUCGAAUAAUUGAUGACGCUCGGGCUUCACCCUACCCCCCGAGAUCUGUAGCACGUCACGGCUCUCGAGAACACCGAACUUCCCCUCGUGCUGGUCCCUCUCAUGCACCUAGACACGCUAGCUCGUCAACACCACACCACACUGCAUUAUAUCUCCACCGUACAGACGAUCCCUAUGCCGAUAUAUACGGGAAGAAAAAUCCUCAAGAUGAAUCCCGACGACCAUGGACACCACCUCCACAACUCCCUGGGAACACAUAUUCCUCUAUGUAUGACAGAGACAACGGCCUCAAUCAUGCUUGGGACUACGAAGCGCGCCGUCUCGAUUCGUCUGUCUUGAUUUCACCUGCGAACCGUCUGCACUCUCGAUCUGAGGCUGACCGUCCCUCCGAGGAGGGAUUGACUAUCACUCCUGCUCACAUCGAUGCUGUUUCCCAGGCGGCUAUGCGCUUUGAAGUAGAAUUGGCAUCACGUGGUUCUGGUUCUCAUGCUCUUCCGUCUUUCAACUUAGAAGCUCGCAGCUCUGAUAGACACGCUUCGACUGACGCACACUCAACGAUAACUGCUGGGGCUCAUUCUACACUCGAGGUCCCUUCUCUUUCUGGUACUGGCAGCCGAGCUUUCAUCGAAACGAGAACCAGUCCACCCGUGCCCCCUCCUCCUGCACCAGCACCCUCACUAUCCCGCGAAGCACCUCGACGUUUCACAAGAAAACGUGCGCGCGAGAUGGAAACCACCGAAACACCUGUCGCGUCAGGUUCAAACGUCACUAUCGAUCAGUUGGAAGAGACAGAACGCAGGACCAAGCGUCGUCGUACAGGAACUUUCACUCAAACUCCACCGAAGCCUCGAACCAGGACGAAUACUAGGAGUACCACCUCCCGCAACACAAACAUUACUCCUGCACCGGCAACCACCAGACCUACUCGCAACACAAACGGUGCCCCGGCACCCCCAACCGCUAGAUCUACUCGCGCCACAAGAAGUCGCGCAGCUCUCGGUGUCGAAACCAACGCCACCCCGGCCCCCGAUCGUAGUGGCGCCAAUUCUCGACAAACUGACACGGAGCGUAAGGACAAGGCUCGACAUAGAGCGCAAGAUUGGCGAGACACAUACUCGGCUGCGCUCACUCAAUUGCAAGAGACUCUCCCGAAAGAGUUUCACCCUCCACCCCAGAAGGGUAAGAAGGCGCCGCAAGUUGAGUGGUACACUGCAGGCGUCAGAUAUAUCUUGCAUCUCCGGGAGGAGAACGAGGUUCUUGCAGGUGAAGAACUCCUGAUGAGGACCAGGAGUGAGGAUUCGAUGAUGGAGCUCGAAGAGAUGGUGAACGAGAUGACGAGGCUCAGGGAGGAGCACGAUGUUCUUCUUGCGCAGCACGAGUCGCAGAUGGAGGCUGUUCAAGCACAGAACGAAGCACUUGUGGCCGAGAACACGGAGGUUCGACGGGAUCGUGAUCGGUUGAGCGACGAGAAUGAGGAAUUGCGCGACCAGAACGAGCGGCUCGCUAGGAGGCUUGAGGAGUACGAGGAAAAGGAGCGACUCAGGAGGCUUGACAGGUCGGAAACGAGCGACUGA